This is a messenger RNA of Guyanagaster necrorhizus, 481 nucleotides long. RefSeq lists its product as uncharacterized. Lineage: Eukaryota; Fungi; Basidiomycota; Agaricomycetes; Agaricales; Physalacriaceae. The coding region runs from base 119 to 331 and encodes 70 amino acids. The transcript has a single exon. The record is from RefSeq and is a predicted model, not a curated record.
CGACAAUCAUGAAAAGACUUGGCGAAAUCAGCAUUUUCUCCUCACGCUCAUUAUGUUCGCCUUUUCUAUUUGUUACUUAUGUUCCCUCAAAAAGUCACAUUAGUCAUUUUAUAUUCACAUGCUGUUCAUGCACCCCGACAUUGGUGCAUACUCUUCCGUGUUUGUUGCUGCCUCGCCGGAAGUCGACGCCGACCCACGAUAUCAGGGAGGGUAUCUGCAGCCCAUCGCACAACUUGGGGAGGCCUCGAAGACAGCUUGUGACCCGGAAGUGGCGAGGGAGCUCUGGCAGACGAGUGAGAAAAUUGUGGAAGGAAUGCUUUCCCUUUCUUGAAUGACGGUCAUCUGGAAUCGAGCUGCCUGCCUAGUAAUUCGACUUGAUUCCUUGGAAAUCUUGUCUUAUUUGACCAUUCUCGUUUCUUCCACGCAAAUAUAUGAUGUGAUGCCAUGCAGGACAUUCUAUAUCUGCAAUCGUGAAGCAUGC